UGUGAUGUUAAUAUUGUGUAACGUUUUUUCCUAUGAACGGGGCCGUGGCCUGAUUAAUCAAGACUAUCUUAAACUUUGUUUCGAGUUCGAUGCUCACAAUUCAUUCGUGCUUGCGGGCCUUGUCGUGUGCACUUUUCUAAUGAUUUGUGUCAUUUCCACAUUCGCAAAAUUGCAAAAUGUGACCGUUAAAGGAGUAGCGGUCUGCCAAAAAAGACGUAUGGCCAAUCAACGUGUUCAACUCUAUGAUAGGGACACCUUGGAUCCAAAUGACCUUCUCUCCGAAAUUCAUACUAACAAGGAUGGAGAGUUUGAGUUGUAUGGAGAAGAAAACGAGCUGGGGAGCAUCGAGCCGUUUGUUCGAAUUCACCACAACUGCAAUACAAAACCAGGUUGUACUCGUGUCAGUGACUACGAGGUACCUCAUAACAAAAUCGGUGGGCUGUACGACAUGACGUACGUCACACUCGACAUUGUUGUACAUGUUGUAACUCUAGCGAUGUGUUUGGUGUCAGUAAUGGCAAAAAUGCAAAACGUCACGGUGAAAGGUGUUGCCGUGUGUAACAAGAAGCGUCUGGCCAACGUCCAUGUCGAAUUGUACGAUAGGGAUACCUUGGAUCCCAAUGAUUUGCUCGCCGACAUGCAUACGAACUCCGAAGGUGAAUUCGAAGUCUUUGGCCAAGAAGACGAGGUCGGCAGCAUCGAACCGUUUGUUCGCUUCACUCAUAACUGCAUGGUGUCGAAGCCCGGAUGCCAGCGCAUAGGCGACUAUGAUGUACCUCACGACAAGAUCGGUGACGUCUACGAUAUGACGUAUGUCGCACUUGAUAUCAAAGUACAUGGUGAAAAGGAGAAGUGUUAG
This is a messenger RNA of Angiostrongylus costaricensis, 859 nucleotides long. The record is from the annotation of a GenBank genome assembly. Lineage: Eukaryota; Metazoa; Nematoda; Chromadorea; Rhabditida; Metastrongylidae.